Kogia breviceps (pygmy sperm whale) is the source of this 2297-nucleotide messenger RNA. NCBI's taxonomy places the organism in Eukaryota, Metazoa, Chordata, Mammalia, Artiodactyla, Physeteridae. The record is from RefSeq and is a predicted model, not a curated record.
GCGUCAGGCCCCACCCAGCGCGCUACUAAAGGCGCCCGGCAGGCCUUGAGUUUCGCCGGACUGCAGGCGAACCGAGACCCUGUUUUCAGGGCCGGGCUGCGCCCCUCCGUCCGUUCUAACUCUGGUCCGGGCGCAAGGGGCUGAGUCUGCAGCCCUCAGGGACAGUCGCGCUCCCCCGCCGUUCCCUGUCCCAGCCCCGCGCCCGGCCGGAGGAGCAGCGCCGCGAGCCCGGAGCCUGCAGUGGCCGGCCGAAGUCGAGGUGCGCGUCUCGGCCCCAAGCUCCUGGGUGCAGAUCCCCGGCUGGGGCGGCCGAAGCUCGGGCCUGGUUCUGCGUCGGCGGAGCGGCCCCGGCGGCCCGGGCCCCACCGGAGGAAGAAUCCAGCGGAGCCGACGGUCGACGCGGAGCUUAGGAGGACGCCGCGCCCCAAGCCCGGGUGGGGAAACGGAGGUGUUUGUCGGACCCCAGAGACACAGGCUCCGAGCCUGACACCCCUGAGAGAGGUGGGCUGAUUCACCAAGGCACACCCAGACUCUGCAGGUACCCAGGCUCAGAUGCUGCCCACCCAGCGAUGCACUGCCCCAGACUAGCCCUGGGCCUGGGGUUCUGCCUGCUGGUGGGCAUGGCCCUCUGCUGUCUGUGGGUGUAUGUCGAGAACUGGCUGUUGGUCUCCUAUGUCCCCUAUUAUCUCCCCUGCCCAGAGAUCUUCAACAUGAAGCUGCAGUACAAGGGAGAGAAGCCAUUCCAGCCUGUGACAUCGUCACAGUACCCUCAGCCCAAGCUGCUGGAGCAAAAGCCCACAGAGCUCCUGACGCUGACACCCUGGUUAGCGCCCAUUGUCUCCGAGGGAACCUUCGACCCCGAGCUUCUGCAUCAUAUCUACCAGCCGCUGAACCUGACCGUCGGGGUCACGGUGUUUGCUGUGGGGAAGUACACCCAGUUCGUCCAGCGCUUCCUGGAGUCAGCCGAGCAGUUCUUCAUGCAGGGGUUCCGGGUGCGCUACUACGUCUUCACUAACGACCCCACGGCCGUUCCUCGGAUCCAGCUGGGCUCCGGCCGCCUCGUCAGCAUCAUCCCCAUCCAGAGGCACGCCCGCUGGGAGGAGAUCUCCACACGCCGGAUGGAGACCAUCAGCCAGCACAUUGCCGAGAGGGCGCACCGAGAGAUCGACUACCUCUUCUGCCUCGAUGUGGACAUGGUGUUCCGGAACCCGUGGGGCCCCGAGACCUUGGGGGACCUGGUAGCUGCCAUUCACCCCGGCUAUUUUGCUGUUCCCCGCCAGCAGUUCCCCUACGAGCGCCGGCCUCUUUCCACCGCCUUUGUGGCGGAUGGUGAGGGGGACUUCUAUUAUGGCGGGGCGGUCUUUGGGGGGCGGGUGGCCAGGGUGUACGAGUUUACCAGGGGCUGCCACAUGGGCAUCCUGGCAGACAAGGCCAACGGCAUCAUGGCAGCCUGGCAGGAGGAGAGUCACCUGAACCGCCGCUUCAUCUCACGUAAGCCCUCCAAAGUGCUGUCCCCUGAGUACCUCUGGGAUGACAGGAAGCCCCGGCCUCCCAGCCUGAAGCUGAUCCGCUUUUCUACCCUGGACAAGGACACCGACUGGCUGAGAAGCUGAUGGCUGAGCCGGGGCUGCCGCGGAUAGGGGGGACCCCAGGGAGCGCCCAGCUCACCAGAGCCUCCUUGCACCGGUGCCUCACUUCUCAAGCCUUAAGUGAGACCAGCCCUGUGCUGUCUACCUCUCAAUCUGCCGGAAGAACCCAAUGGGAAGAUGGGCCUGUAAAGGCCUGCGUCCACUGUGAAGGGUGGUGCGCAUAUGAGGAGAACGCCAAGAUCACACAGCCUGUGGCCCGAGAACGGCAGGACAGGAGGAGGGGAGACCAAAGGUGGAAAAAGACAGGGCCCGGCAGGCCUCACCCAGCACACGUGCCUUGGGGCGGGCUCUGGAGUCGCAGCCCUGCCCAGUAUCUCAAAUUAUCCCUCUGCCCGCCUUCUGUUGCCUGUUGCCCUUAAAGUUGCACUUCUAAUACUCGUGUGAAAGGCAUCCCGCACCCCUUUUCUCUGGCUGCAAGGGUCCUGGGUACUGUGAUGUCCCCCAGCCACACGGAGCCAAUUCCUCGCUCAGGACCCUGAGUGAGCCUUUGAAGUCGACCAGGUCUAGGCUCUCCCUGGUUUCAUGUCCCACCUCCCUUGAGGUGCACCACACUCCCUGGCACCAGCCGCCUCCUUUGUAAGAGGGUUUGGGCAGUUUUUAAUAAAGGUGGCAUGUGCUUGGCCCUAACCGGGGUUUCUUCACCUGCAC